AUGAUUUCGGUGGUGAAAAACCAGGCUGACGUCACCAGAUUGAUGAUUGUUGGAGAAUCGGCGAAAAAUAGGACGAACGCUUUGAUGGCGUUGGGAAUGAAGAAUACGAAUGACAGUAGAGCGCAUUUGAGUAUUACUGAUUCGGUGUGUGAGAGGUUUUUCGAUUUUAUUGUGGAGGAUGGCGUGAUUUGCUUCUGAAAAUCAAAAAAAAACAAUUUUUUUCAAUUUUUUUUCAAACCCCCGCCAGCGAUUACGGUAUGCAACGUUUACUUGUUUAUUGUGGUUUUCCUUCAAAAACUUGAAGGAUUUUAGAUUUUUCCUUAUUAUCCUAAAUAAAUAGGGCUUCCCCUAUAUCACUCAAACACUUACACUAAUUUCCAGACCUCCAGGCCCUAUGUUCUUCCCAGGAAGAAACGUGUGUGCGCUCUUUGAAAAUCACACGUCCGCAAAAGUGCGUCGCCGUGUUUUUUCACGCGCGCGCUUCCAGAAAAUCCCAAAAUCCAUCAUUUUUUAUUUUUUUUGCGUGUUUUUGGCAGUUUUUUGUGUCAAAACAGUUGUUUUUUUGCAGAAGACCUCAAAAAUCAGCUCAAACAUGAAUAAUAACAGUGUGGUGAGUUGGAAAAUGCUGAAAUUUCGCUGAAAAUCCCCCAAAAACCAUGGUUUUUCAGCAAUUAAGCCUCAACAUCUUCGGAAUAGGAUUGGAGGAGAGGGAGAUCUUUCGCCAUGUUGUCCAAAUCAAAUUGGUCGACCACAAGAACAAGAAGGACUUCAUCCUGACUACAAUGAGUUCUCGCGGACGUGGAAAUCGCGCGUCGAAACAACGCGACAAUUUCAUUCUCACCAAUCGUGUUCUCGACCAUUUCAUCGCUGAAAACAAGAAAAUCAAGCCAGAUCGUGACACCAAGUUGCCGGUUGCUUAUGAUGGUGCGCAAACUUUGUUCGCCUUGGAACCAAUCGCUGCCGCAAUCGAAAUUAGCAACGAGGAUGCUUUGCAAAUUCCGGGAAUCUCAAACUUCUUGGUGGACUCGUUGAAAUUCUUGAACGGUGUCAUCGAAGUCACCUGCGAUCCAGAUCUCGACAAACCAUCAUUCAAUCAAAUCGAUUUCAAAGAAUGGGAAGAUCCACGUUUCUAUGGUUAUCUUGAUAUUGUUACUUCACAAGGUGCGAUUAAAAGUGGCAAAUAUUUGUCGCAAUCAAAGGGACUUUAUGUGAACACUCAAUAUAUGAUGAAUUUGAAAAAUGGUUGGGCGGUUGGCGCGAAAGGUGUUCAUAAAGGUUGCCGAAUUGUUGGACAAGCUGGCUCGCCAUUGCCGAUUUUGGAGUUGGAUCGUAUGUUUAUCUAGACAUGACAUUUUCAUGUUUUUUAAGCAAAUGAGUUGCAAUAUUGGGUUUUAGUUUUAUUCAUAUGAUAGAAUGGUCUAAGACGAACAGAAUGAUAUAAAUUUUGAUGACUUUACCUUAUCCAUAAGUGAUUUAGCGAGGUUUAGUAGAUAACGUCGCUAAAUCACUUAAGGAUAACGUAAAGUCAUCAAAAUUUAUAUAAUUCUGUUCGUCUUAGACCAUUCUAUCAUAUGAUUAACAUUAGAAUCCAAUAUUUCAACUCACUUUCUUAAAAAACAUGAAAAUGUCUAGAUUCCCGUUUUGGAACUAACAAAAUCUCAAUAUUUGAUUCUUCAGCUCAAUCAACACAAUAUUACGCGCCAAUCACUCUUGCCGAAUUGUUGUUGAAAGCCUUUCCAAGAGACUUCAGCGAAGAUCCACGUCGUGGACCAACCAAUCCAAAUAGCAAAAUCAUUCGAGCCGCCAAAACACUCUUCCGAGACUUGAAAUGCAACCCAUUCUACAGUGAUUUGAACGAUUGGGCCACCAACACCAUCAUUGUUUCCGAUUUGGAUUAUGCGGCGCCGACUAAUGCGGAAUACGCGGAGAAACACGAGAAACUCAAGUAUCCACAUUUCCCGGCUGCUCUUUGUGGAAUCGGACCGAACAAGCGCAGAUAUCCGUUGGAGAAGUUGCGUAUUCUUCCAUAUCAAUCGAUUGAUCGUAGAGUUUUGGAGGAGUUCGAUUUGACUGUAAGCUGACGAUCUAAUGAAUCGUACAGAGUGAAAAAAUCAAAUAUCGUGCAAACAGACGCAUUUUUUCGCAUUUUCUGGUGUUUUUCGAGCCAAAAUGGACAGAAAUUGAAAGAAUUUGUCUGAAAUAGUCUUUUUAUUGAUAAUGGAGGAAAAAUCAGUGGUGAAUCAAGAAAAAUGAGUCGUUUUUUUUCUUUUUUCUCAAAUAAGUGGUGAAACGAGAAAAAACGACUUUGAAAAAAAAGAUGCACCGCUGAUUUUUCCUUCAUUAUCAAUAAAAACACCAUUUCAGACAAAUUCUUUCAAUUUCUGUCCAUUUUGGCUCGAAAAACACGAGAAAAUGCAAAAAAUGGGUCUGUUUGCACCAGAGUACCGCAACGAAACAUUUUUGUGAAACAGUUUCACUUGGUUUUAGCAGAACAUUUUACAAAAUUUCAAUGUUUUCACUUUCUAUCUGAGUCAUUUUUUGUUUUUUCAGCGAGUGUCACGAUAAAAAAUGAUCAGACAAUUAAAAAGAUCGAAUUAGAAAAAUAUUAAAAGCGUGACACGGUGCAGGUGUGACGUGUUUUCGAUGCAAAACAUUUUCAAAAAAUGAAAUGCUUCACGUGUUUUUUCAUAACACAUUUAAUUUUUCGAAAUGUGUCAAACCAAAAAAGUGACACAAAAAAAUGUUUCACGUUUUGAAAAAAUUAAUUGUGUGACACAUUAAAAUGUGUCACACAAAUUUUGUAUGACACAUUCAAUUUUUAAAAAUGUUUCAUUGGUUUUCAACGAAACAAAAAUGAUCAGCUGUUUUGUUUCGCCACAUUUUACCAUUUUCUCUAUUAGAGAAUUUGAUAGAAAAAGCGACCUGGAAGUGAAUUUGAGCACAUUUUGAAUAGAUUAGUUUGUGAAGAUACUAUUUCACUGUUGAGAACUUAUGAAAUGGACCCGAAAAGUCGGACCAAGUCAGAUUUUUUGAAAAAAAACUGACAAGGAAAACUUUCGGAACCGCCAAAAAUUGAUAAUUUUAUCCAGAAACCUACUGUCCUCCAUAAAAUUAGCCUCACCGUCAAAAUUUUCAAAAAUUCGGAAGUUUGAUUUUUUCUAAAAAAAAAAGUUGGUAUAGCCAAAAUGUGUCAAAAGAUGAUACAUAAAUGUGCCCUACUUCAAAUUUGAGAUGAAAAUGAGGCUGAAAUGAAAACUUGAUUUUUUUUUUUGAAAAAUAGGGGUUUUUAUUUUCCACAUUAAAGCAAAUUUCAGAAUUUUUGAAAAAUUUGGCGGUGAGGCUAAGAUUUUGUGGAAGACUUUAGGUUUCUGAAAAAACAAACCUCACUCAAGAACCUGGAGCAGUGGCUGAAAAAUUGCCCACCUGGGUUCAUUUUUCAAAAUUACCCACCUAGUGAAAAUGUUUUUCCCGACUGAGGCUGGCCUUGAAAGCCCUUAAAUUUUUUGCCCACUUACAAGGUUAGGUUUUCCAAAAAAAAAAUGCCCACCUGGAAUAUCAGGUAUUGGGUGAGGUUUGCUGGAAAAAAUUAUCAAUUUUUUGGCGGUUCCGAAAGGUUUCCUUGUCAGUUUUUUUUCAAAAAAUCUGACUUGGUCCGACUUUUCGGGUCCAUUUCAUAAGUUCUCAACAGUGAAAUAGUAUCUUCACAAACUAAUCUAUUCAAAAUGUGCUCAAAUUCACUUCCAGGUCGCUUUUUCUAUCAAAUUCUCUAAUAGAGAAAAUGGUAAAAUGUGGCGAAACAAAACAGCUGAUCAUUUUUGUUUCGUUGAAAACCAAUGAAACAUUUUUAAAAAUUGAAUGUGUCAUACAAAAUUUGUGUGACACAUUUUAAUGUGUCACACAAUUAAUUUUUUCAAAACGUGAAACAUUUUUUUGUGUCACUCUUUUUUGGUUUGACACAUUUCGAAAAAUUAAAUGUGUUAUGAAAAAACACGUGAAGCAUUUCAUUUUUUGAAAAUGUUUUGCAUCGAAAACACGUCACACCUGCACCGUGUCACGCUUUUAAUAUUUUUCUAAUUCGAUCUUUUUAAUUGUCUGAUCAUUUUUUAUUUGUGAAGUGUUGUGAAUUGUUUUUGAGUGGUGCUAUUUUUGUUUCGAAAUUCAUUAAAAUCAGUGACACUUACAAGAAAACUCAGUUUCAUGUUUCGCCUUGUUUCGAAACAAAACAAAAUCUUGCGGUACUCUGGUUUGCACGAUAUUUUAUUGAUUUUUUGCACGAUCCAUGAGACGAAUUUUGAAAUAACUGUCAAUUUUUUCAGCCACGCGCAAAUGCUCCAAAUGAAAGAUGGGCGGAUCUUCAAAACCAUUUCGUCGAAUUCCAAUUCAACGACGAGAUCAUGGAUACCUUUGGCGUUCGUCUUUGCAACGAUCCAUUCGAAAACAUCAGUGAAAUCGCCGGAGAUCGUGUCGACAAGCCAGCCAUCAGCUAUGCGAACCCAGUUCACGUCGAUGAUGCGAAAAGAGAUUGGAGAGCUCGCGACGAUCCAUUCUCCACUCCAUCCAACAUUGAUUAUUUGGUUGUUGUGUUGAUUGUCGGCUACACUCGAAACUUCCAAAUGGAUUGUGACGCGACAAAAUUCUUCGCCAACGAAUUUGUGAAACGUUGCAAGGAGAAGGGAAUGAAGAUUGCGCGCAGCGAAUUUCAAUCGCUUAACAGCGAUCAAAAAGCUGAAUCAUUCUUGACGUAUGUGUUCAGCGAAAUGGUCAACAAUCCACAAUACAGCAAAUCAAGCUUCAAACCGUUUGUCUUGCUCAUCUCGGACGAUGUGCCAAACAUCCAUGGUUGGUUUUUCCCCCGCUUUUUUGCUUUAAAAAGUUAUAAAAAUUGUUUCAGAGUGUCUCAAAUUCGAAGAACGCAUGAGCGAUGUGCCAACUCAACAUGUUUUGCUCAAAAAUAUCCGCAAAAUCAGCUCAACCCUCGACACCCAAAUCAAACAACGACGCAAGCCGUUUGAUUUGACUUUGGACAAUAUUGUCAUGAAGGCCAACAUCAAGUCGGGUGGUUUGAAUUAUAAAGCGGAUAUUCCAAGAGAGUGAGUUGGGUUUAAUCGUUUUUGGAUCGUGCAAAGUGAAAAAAAUAUCGUGGAACAAUUUUUUCGCGCAUUAUUUUUGCAUUUUCUGGUGUUUUUCGAAGCAAAAUGCACAGAAAUUGAAAGAAUUUGUCUGAAAUCGUCUUUAUUGAUAAAAACACAAUUCCAUACAAAUUCUUUCAAUUUCUGUCCAUUUUGGCACGAAAAACACCAGAAAAUGCAAAAAUAAUGCGCGAAAAAAGUCUGUUUGCACGAUAUUUUUUUGAUUUUUCGCAUUUUUUUUUCACUUUGUACGUUGCAUAAUGCAUAGAACCGUUUGGAAAUAUAUGGUUUUUCAGUCUCGCCUGCUGGGACGAAGUUCCAACUUUUGUGAUCGGCUUGGAUGUUGCUCAUCCGGAUAAGAUGUCGGUUCGAGAUGGAAAUCCAUCAACUGUUGGAGUGAGUUAUCUCAAGAUAAAAUAAAACAACUCAGAGAAAAAAUCGUGUUUUCAGUUAUCGUGCAACUCUGCCGAAAGCCCAUAUACAUUCAUCGGGGAUUUCGCCUACACCACAGCACGCAAAGAAGCAAUUGACGACGAGAUUUUGCGCAGUUUCACUGCCAGAAACGUCAAACAAUUCGCCGAGGCUCGCGGAUUCCCCAAAAAGAUCAUCAUCUUCCGCGAUGGUGUUUCUUUUGGUGAAGAAAUUGAGGCGGAGCGUGAAGCCGAAAUCAUCCAGCAAACGAUCAUCUCGAUGGCGCACGAAGCUGGAGUUCGCAACUACAAACCGUCGGUUUUGGCGGUGGUUGUCAAGAAGAGACAUCACACACGAUUCUAUGGACGAGGUGGAAAUGGCGGAAAUCAACCAACAGUGAGUUUAGAGAAUCUAGGAUCCAAAACAAAAAUUCUAAUUAUUUUUUUUCAGAAUCCACUUCCGGACACUGCUGUUUGUGGCGACAUCGCUGAAUACGGAAAACGCCAGAUUUUCAUCCAAGCCUUCCGACCAGUCCAAGGAACCGCCAAAGUCCCAUCGUUCCUCGUUAUCCGCGACGACGAAGAGGUCACCGAUGAGCACAUCUCAAAACUCGUCUGCGCCGUUUGCUCACUCCACCAAUAUGUAAACAGUCCAACAUCCAUCCCAACUCCAGUCUUUGUUGCCCACGAAUUGGCCAAACGUGGCACCGGUCUCUUCAAAGCCUACAAAUUCAAAAAUGGCGAAAUCGAGCAAGACUGGCCAAUGCUCACCAGAGUAUUGUCUUAUUCGACACAAGAGCGUCUUUCGAAAAUCAGAGUCGCCUAA
Molecule: messenger RNA, 6365 nt
Organism: Caenorhabditis angaria
Lineage: Eukaryota; Metazoa; Nematoda; Chromadorea; Rhabditida; Rhabditidae
Source: the annotation of a GenBank genome assembly